This is a messenger RNA of Telopea speciosissima, 1904 nucleotides long. Its product is annotated as protein transport protein Sec61 subunit alpha-like. Bases 234 to 1664 code for a protein of 476 amino acids. Gene Ontology annotation, cellular component: Sec61 translocon complex; membrane. The transcript has 7 exons. The record is from RefSeq and is a predicted model, not a curated record. Gene Ontology annotation, biological process: post-translational protein targeting to membrane, translocation; SRP-dependent cotranslational protein targeting to membrane, translocation. Gene Ontology annotation, molecular function: signal sequence receptor activity; transmembrane protein transporter activity; ribosome binding. Lineage: Eukaryota; Viridiplantae; Streptophyta; Magnoliopsida; Proteales; Proteaceae.
UGCUAGGUCCCUGAAACCCAGCGAAGUAAUUUAUUUGUCUUCCCUUUACCAGUAACCUGACAUACCUCAGGAUCGAUCUUCCGUCUCAACUUAUUAAAACAUUUUAGCGAGCGGAGAUUGCAAAUCCCUAGGGUUGUGAUUGGUCAACAUAUUUUGCGGAUUGUUUUCAGGUUUCUAGGGUUUCCUGAUUUUCGAUUUCGCAAGGUGGGACUGUCCUAGUUUGAUAAUUUCAAAUGGGGGGAGGAUUCAGGGUUCUUCAUCUUGUCAGACCAUUCCUGUCAUUUCUACCAGAAGUGCAGAGUGCAGACAGGAAGGUUCCAUUCAGAGAGAAAGUUAUAUACACUGUGAUCUCCCUUUUCAUUUUCCUGGUCUGUAGUCAACUUCCUCUAUAUGGGAUACACUCCACGACAGGAGCAGAUCCUUUUUACUGGAUGCGUGUUAUUCUCGCUUCAAAUCGUGGGACUGUAAUGGAGCUUGGUAUUACUCCCAUUGUGACAUCUGGACUGGUGAUGCAACUUUUAGCUGGGUCAAAGAUCAUCGAAGUGGACAACAGUGUCCGUGAAGAUCGGGCACUCUUAAAUGGUGCUCAGAAGCUGUUGGGCAUACUCAUUGCUGUUGGUGAGGCGGUUGCAUAUGUUUUGUCUGGGAUGUACGGUAGUGUCAGCCAACUUGGAGUAGGCAAUGCAAUUCUCAUCAUCAUCCAGCUCUGCUUUGCGGGUAUCAUAGUGAUAUGCUUGGAUGAACUUCUCCAGAAAGGUUAUGGACUGGGAUCUGGAAUUUCCCUGUUCAUAGCGACAAAUAUCUGUGAAAACAUAAUUUGGAAAGCAUUUAGUCCAACAACCAUCAAUAGUGGGCGUGGAGCUGAAUUUGAAGGUGCUGUAAUUGCAUUAUUCCAUCUCCUGAUAACUCGUACAGAUAAGGUUCGUGCUCUUCGUGAGGCAUUCUACCGGCAGAACCUACCAAAUGUGACAAAUUUGCUUGCUACAGUCUUGAUCUUCCUCAUUGUUAUCUAUUUCCAAGGGUUCCGUAUUGUUUUGCCUGUGAGGUCGAAGAAUGCCCGUGGACAACAAGGCUCAUAUCCAAUCAAGCUUUUCUACACCUCCAACAUGCCAAUUAUACUACAAUCUGCCCUUGUUUCCAACCUUUACUUUAUUUCUCAGUUACUGUACAGGAGGUACAGUGGAAAUUUUCUUGUUAAUCUACUUGGUAAGUGGAAGGAGUCGGAGUACUCUGGUGGUCAGUUUAUCCCUGUUGGCGGUAUUGCAUACUAUAUCACUGCACCAUCAAGCUUGGCGGAUAUGGCAGCCAAUCCCUUCCAUGCUUUGUUCUAUAUUGUGUUUAUGCUUUCAGCUUGUGCUCUUUUCUCAAAAACUUGGAUUGAAGUCUCUGGAUCCUCUGCUCGAGAUGUAGCCAAGCAGUUGAAGGAGCAACAAAUGGUGAUGCCCGGUCAUCGGGAGUCGAAUUUGCAGAAGGAAUUGAACCGCUACAUACCAACAGCUGCUGCCUUUGGGGGCAUGUGCAUUGGUGCAUUGACAGUGUUGGCUGACUUCAUGGGAGCGAUUGGGUCGGGAACUGGAAUUCUGCUUGCUGUCACGAUCAUAUAUCAAUACUUUGAGACAUUUGAGAAGGAGAGAGCCAGUGAACUGGGCUUCUUUGGACUUUAAGCCAGCUGGUGGUAGUUUCAUUUUGAAGAAUGGAUGGAUGGUGGUGCCAAUGAGCUCCCUAACAGUUUUGGUGAGCUGAGAGAUGUAUGUAGAUCCUUGUUUUGUUAACGUGACAUGGUUAGAGAUGGAGAUCAAGAUCGUAGAGUAGUUGAGCUGUAGUUCUUUUUUGUUUUUUUCCCCUUAUUUUGUGACUUUGAAUAUGGUGGAUUAACACAUGAAGAGAGAUAUGCGCACUUUGUG